AUGACUUACAACAAUACUCAUAGAUUCUUUUUGCGAACUAUGGCAAAUCGUGGAGUGCUAUCCAUGAAAGAAUCUGUUAAAGUGUUAAAGGAGUUUACUGGACCAAAUGAAAGUGUACAACCUUCAACCGUUUCAAAUUUGGUUGAAGAAAUUAAUAAGGAACUCAGAUCAUUUGGACAAAGAAUAACUAUAGUAAAAGAUAAAAAUACUGAAAGUCGAGAGGAAACAUUAAUUUUUAUAAUGAUGGUUGCUGAUAAAGCCACAAAGGCCCAAAAGAUAUUUACUGAAAAGGAUUUGAAUUAUUUUAGAAAACUUAUAGAGGAAAUAAUUCAAACAGAAAGCAGAGAAAUAGAUUAUAUUACAGCACUUAACUUGAGAACAUUACUUACUAAAAAAGAGGCUGAGGUUUUGCUGGAGAGAUGGUCUAAAAUGCAUUAUCUAAAAAAAAUUACAACUCAAGCAAAAGGUACAAGAAAAGAAAGUACAAGUAUAAGUAUUAAAUUUACACUGGGUCUUAGAGGAAUACAUGAAUUUGAUACAUAUUUUACUGAUAAUCUGAACAGUUUUGUAGAAAAAUGCCAACAAUGCAAGGAAAUUGUGAUUAUGGGUUGUAACUGUACUACGUGUGGCAAAGCAUUGCACAAACCAUGCUUAGAUAUACAUAUGGAGAACCAACAUGACAACACUCGGAGUUCCCCGACGUUAAAUUCUGAUGAUACCUUAAUGGAGGAUUUGCAAGAUAACAGCAGUAUAAGUACUGAUAAGGAAGCGGAAUUAUUGAACAGUGACGAUGGUCUCGAAACUCAGGAACCAGUUUCAAAGAAGAGAAGGAUGAUUAUUUCUCUAUCUGAUAGUGAUGAGUAU
Molecule: messenger RNA, 864 nt
Organism: Brenthis ino (lesser marbled fritillary)
Lineage: Eukaryota; Metazoa; Arthropoda; Insecta; Lepidoptera; Nymphalidae
Source: the annotation of a GenBank genome assembly